This is a messenger RNA of Armigeres subalbatus, 3434 nucleotides long. Its product is annotated as protein phosphatase 1L. The transcript has 5 exons. Gene Ontology annotation, cellular component: cytosol; nucleus. Bases 701 to 2269 code for a protein of 522 amino acids. The record is from RefSeq and is a predicted model, not a curated record. Gene Ontology annotation, biological process: positive regulation of canonical NF-kappaB signal transduction; negative regulation of canonical NF-kappaB signal transduction; peptidyl-threonine dephosphorylation. Gene Ontology annotation, molecular function: protein serine/threonine phosphatase activity; cation binding. Lineage: Eukaryota; Metazoa; Arthropoda; Insecta; Diptera; Culicidae.
ACUCCACCCUUCGUCGUCAGCCCGUCGUAACUGUUUUGCUUGCCAUCGACCGACAGUUUUUGAGCUCGCGCGACUGCAAUGUAGUGUGAAAAAUUAGUGUGGUGUUUGAUGGUGGCGUAGCUCGUCGGAGGAAUAUUAUUUUUACGGUCGGUUCGCGUGUGCGGGUGGUUUGUAGAUUUGUAGAAGAUUUUCUAAUAUCAAAGCGCGUAGCCUUGCGUGACGGGUUGGGAUUUACGCGGCGAAGCCAUCGUUGUCCACCGUAGAAGUAAAACUUGCAGACCGAUUGAGUGACAGCUGGGAGGUUUGUGUUUCCGCAUUCGGAUUGUGGAAGCAACCAGCGACAGAAGCAGCAGGAAGGAUUAGAGCUUCAUUUGUACCGCAUCAUCAUCAUCAUCUUUGCCGCCCGUCUCAUGCGGUUCAUCAUCAAUAUAGGGGAAAACACUUGAACCACCAGUCAGUGCAAGUUCCGUUCGCGCAUCGGUGAAAAAAUAUUCGUAAAUCGUAGAUCUAGUUCAAAGAACUUGAAACGGAUUUUUAGUGCGAGUGCAAUCGUUGAACAAAGACCAAAACUUUAGUUCUUCUACGGCGACCUCCCAGCGAACGCAAACCUCGCUGCGUAAGCUGCGCGUCGUGUGGUGUGGUGCAUGAUAACAGAGGCACGGCCGGCUGUGGUCCGUAUCGCCGUUGCCGAUAUCGGGGAAUGGAAGACGAGCUGGAAGAUAAGAUUCUCUAUCAAACAUUCUUCAAAUCGCACAUGAAGCUCCUGUCCAAGUUCGCAGUCGGCGUAUCGCCGCUCAACAGUUCGGUCGGUUACGUCUGGAAAGUGAUGCGCGUCUAUCUGCUCAAGCCGGAGGUUCUGAUUGCCGGUCUGUUGAUUUUCGUCUUUGUGCUCUAUCUUCAAGCGAGCGAAGUAUGGAGCCGAGGAUUCAUCGGGAAGAUCAGCAGCAGCUUUGGGCUCACCAAGGGAACCCGCUCGGGGAAACUGGCCCUGCUGACGUCGGCUGCCGAGAAGCACAGCUGGGAGGACAAACGCGGGACCAGUGCGGUGUACGCGGUGCAGGGUCGCCGGCCACGGAUGGAGGACAGAUUCGUAAUUGACGAGAACAUCAACGAUACCGGCAUAUCAUUGUUUGCGAUUUUCGAUGGACAUGGUGGCGAGUACGCAGCUGAUUACGCAAAAACGGUGCUGGUGCGGAAUCUAAACUUGAAACUGACACAAUCGUCGCAUAUCGCUGCGGGAAAAUCAACAGUUUCUAGCGGCCUCAAGGACACCAAAGAAUGCAUCGACAGCAACAAGGAACCCGAGGACGAAGUAAACGAACGGCACAAGCUAAACUCGAAUCCCACCACCACGCCUAGUGCGGCCGCCAGUGGUGGUGGCAAUUCGUUGACCCAGCGGCGGCAGAGUUUUCGGAAAUCCAAGACUGAAGACAUCGUAGACAAACCUAGUGGUAAUGGCAGCGGAGGUGGAUCCAGCAGUGGCAACACCAACAAUGCCAACCAACAGCUGGAGACCGAUCUGCUCAGUAAGUAUAUGGGCAAUCCGUCACCGAUUAGGCAGAUUACGAAGGAGAACUUACUUAAUGGGACGACGGGUCAGCAGACUGCUAACUCGAAGCCCAAAACGUACGAAGCCAAGUGCUACGUGCAGAAUGGAAGUAUUAACUUCGGCAAGAUCAUCACCGACGAAGUGCUGGCGGCCGAUUACGAUCUGGUGGAGAUGGCAAAGAAAGUGUCGAACUUCGCCGGCACCACGGCGCUGAUUGCGGUGGUGCACCACACCAAGCUGAUCGUGGCAAACGUUGGUGACUCGCGGGGCGUAAUGUGCGACUACAAGGGCAAUGCCAUCCCGCUGUCGUUCGAUCACAAACCGCAGCAGGUGCGCGAGCAGAAACGGAUCGCCGAUGCCGGCGGGUUCAUUUCCUUCAAAGGCGUCUGGCGGGUGGCCGGUAUAUUGGCCACUUCGCGCGCAAUGGGCGACUACCCGCUCAAGGAGAAAAAUCUUGUGAUAGCCGAACCGGACAUCCUGUCGUUUGAUAUGGUGGAUCAUCGACCGAUGUUUCUGAUUCUGGCCACCGAUGGGCUGUGGGAUACAUUCACAAACGAGGAGGCCGUUGCCUAUAUUCGAGAGCGAAUAGAUGAACCGCACUUCGGUGCUAAAAGUAUCACGCUGCAGUCGUACAAUCGAGGCUCGGUCGACAAUAUUACGGUGCUGGUGAUUGUAUUCAAAAACGGGCGAUAUCAAGUCGGUUCAUCCAAUGGGAACUGAACCGGUUAAAGUCAUAUAAGUACUUUCUAAUCCAACUUUAUUCAUAUCAAAUAGUUUCUUUCUAUUACGUGGUCUCGAGAGCUUUUCGACAUAGAGGAAACGUACCAUUUAUCUCGUGGUAAAGCGUUUUAUUGAAUUGAUAAAAGUGUGCUGUGUUUAGUUGACUGUUCAUAUAUAGUACGAUCUCUCCCGCCCGCCCCACUAAGUUAGAAACACGUGAUGCUGUUUUGCGUAGGAAACCCGUGAUUACACUAGGAUUACUCACGUCUGAUUUCUGUUUGUUCACCAAAUAUCCUAUAGCCUUGUAACGUCCCAGUAGUAAGAUAGUUCGUUAAUUUGUACACAAAGACACUUCCUAAAAGCUUAAGAUCUGUCAGAAGAGGGGACCUUACCUGCUGAACUCCUCCUGUGCAUUCUGCAAAUAAUUAUACUGCUCAUACACAACUGCAGCUGUUCAUGUCCUUUUAGAGUAAGGAUUUAUUUUUGUUGUGUGUUCUAUUUAAAUUCGGUUUCGAAAAGUAAUUAUGUUCAUCCAUUAGGGUUAUUUUCGUAUCAUUUAUUAUAAAAAUAAGUCACGUCGCAAUGCGUCCCAUUUUAUUUUAAAUUAAUUAUUCUUGGCGCUAAACCUUCGAAUUAGUUAGAUAGUAGCAUCCCGACGAAAUGUGAGCUUUCAAAUACGCUAAUCAUUGUGCCUGAGUAACAACAAUCGGAUAAUAUAUGGUAUGUAGAAUAUGGUGCCAAAACCAAAUAGUACGGUAUGAUUGCAAUGCAAAUCAAGAGUAACACUUGGAUCAAAUAUAAUUAUAGGCAGGAAUUUUCACUUUUAUCUUAAUAAAACCCAACACACAGGAGAAAGUCAGUCCUAUAUGCAUCAUUCUGAAGAAAAUAAAAAGCUAUCAAAAUGUAUACCAAUUUCUCAAGACAACUAUUGUUAGAACAAGAAAAUCUUAAUCGAUUGAUGGAAAAGGCAACUGAAAAUGUUAAACUUUACAUAAAGUUUUAUCCAAUAAGGUUGAAUUCUUAAGAUUAGUCAAGAGUAAUUAUUCUCACGAGCAUCACUUUUGCACGAAGUUUUGCGGCAAAUAUUUGAUCAACGAAAGUUUUUAUUGGAUAUAGCUCGCGUUUUCCUUUAAGUCUAUCAAUGAAAUAAAUAAUGGAAAAAUUA